This is a messenger RNA of Trichobilharzia szidati, 618 nucleotides long. Lineage: Eukaryota; Metazoa; Platyhelminthes; Trematoda; Strigeidida; Schistosomatidae. The record is from the annotation of a GenBank genome assembly.
AUGCUUCACAUUUUUAAGUUAGUUCAAGCUGCAGACUGUUACCGAGAUGUAUUACGUUCAACUGAAAGUCUCGAAAGGCAUCAUGGUAUUCUCGCUGACUGGAGUCAACGACUUCAUUCAGUAACAAAUUUACACUGGUUAAUUGAAAGUAAAAAAGUUCCACUAUUAGAUGAACCUUUACCUGUUCUACCGAAUAAACCACCACCGUUAUUGCAAAAUGCUUCAUGCUCUGUUGUUUCAAUCAAUACUAAAAAAUACGAAGAGUUUAGUCUUGAAGGAUUAGAUCCUCGUGUGGAUAGAGAUCUGCAGGCUAAAGCUGAACGCAUGCGAACUACAUAUAUCCAAAUGCAUUCUCAAUUACUCGCCAAAGUACGUGACAGCUUAGAUCCAAUUGUAACACAAUUAGAUGAUGAAUUUGAUUAUCACAGAAGAAAUAGAACUAGUGAUCAGCUAACGGAGAAAAUGGCUGCUAUAGACGCUGGAGGAUGGCUUAGUUGGCUUACAGAAGCCAUAGACUGGCUUAUUGCUUCAGGUUUAGGCAACAGUUUGAUUGAUAUGCUUAUAGCAAGUUUUCAAAGUACACCACAUAUGAAUCGAGGUGGAUUCAGGUUAGUGUGA